Messenger RNA from Sus scrofa (pig), 9113 nucleotides. The record is from RefSeq and is a predicted model, not a curated record. NCBI's taxonomy places the organism in Eukaryota, Metazoa, Chordata, Mammalia, Artiodactyla, Suidae.
CGCGCGGGUGGGAAGCUGGAAGUUUUGCCUCUCACGCAGACCUUCUCCACUAACAAAACUUUCUGCUGGGAACACCUGGAGAUAACCCCCAUCCCCUCCCUCGCUUCCUCCUAAGGCUUGGGACGGUCCCUACACUUUGCUGGGAGAGCGGAUGUGGAGCCCAGUUAGGGAGCAGAGCUUUCUUCUUAACCCUUUACACAUCCUUCUCUCCUUUGCUCUCUUCCCAGGUUGCUUCUGUGGGGUUUGGUGUUUUUACAGCAAAGUGCUGUUUCUCAUUAGCUAGUGUUCACGCAACUGAUAUUUUUAAAGUUGAACAACAUACAACGCUUGGGACGUGGUGAUGUCAGGUCAUUUUGUCCUGCAGGGGUUUUCUGCGGUCUUUGGAAACCUGUCUGCAUUCCACCUGCUUAAUCUCAGCUUAUCUGGCUCUCCCUGAAUGUCCUGCUUUUCUGGAAAACCUUCCUGCUGUAUAACCGAGGGCCAGAGUAUCACUACCUCCACCAGAUGCUGGGGCUAGGAUUGUGCCUAAGCAGAGCCUCCGCAUCUGUUCUUAACCUCAACUGCAGCCUUAUCCUCCUACCCAUGUGCCGGACACUCCUGGCUUACCUUCGAGGAUCCCAGAAGGUUCCAAGCAGGAGAACCAGAAGACUGUUGGAUAAAAGUAGAACAUUCCAUAUAACCUGUGGUGUUACUAUCUGUAUUUUUUCAGGUGUGCACGUGGCUGCCCACCUGGUGAACGCCCUCAACUUCUCCGUGAACUAUCGCGAGGAUUUCGUUGAACUGAAUGCCGCCAGAUACCGAGACGAGGAUCCCAGAAAACUUCUCUUCACAACUGUUCCUGGCCUGACAGGGGUCUGCAUGGUAUUGGUGCUAUUCCUGAUGAUUACAGCUUCAACAUAUGCCAUACGAGUUUCUAACUAUGACAUCUUCUGGUAUACUCAUAAUCUCUUCUUUGUCUUCUACAUGCUGCUGAUGUUACAUGUUUCAGGAGGGCUGCUGAAGUAUCAGACUAAUUUAGAUACCCACCCUCCUGGCUGCAUCAAUCUUAAUGGAACGCACUACCAGGAUGUCCACUUAGCAGAGUAUCUUCCAGAACAUGUUCAUGAAUCUGUCCCUGGAGGAUUUUCAGAACCAGACGAGCUUACCCAGCGCACAUUUGUGAAGAUCUGCAUGGAAGAGCCCAGGUUCCAAGCUAACUUUCCGCAGACCUGGCUUUGGAUUUCUGGACCUUUGUGCCUGUAUUGUGCCGAAAGACUUUAUAGGUGUAUCCGGAGCAAUAAACCAGUCACCAUCAUUUCGGUCAUAAGUCAUCCCUCAGAUGUCAUGGAAAUCCGAAUGGUCAAAGAAAAUUUUAAAGCAAGACCUGGUCAGUAUAUUAUUCUACAUUGUCCCAGUGUGUCUGCGUUAGAAAACCAUCCAUUUACCCUCACAAUGUGUCCUACUGAAACCAAAGCAACAUUUGGGGUCCACCUUAAAAUAGUAGGAGACUGGACAGAACGAUUUCGAGAUUUACUGCUUCCUCCAUCCAGUCAAGACUCUGAGAUUCUGCCCUUCAUUCAAUCUAGACAGUAUCCCAAGCUAUACAUUGAUGGUCCCUUUGGAAGCCCCUUUGAGGAAUCCCUGAACUAUGAGGUUAGCCUCUGCGUGGCUGGAGGCAUUGGAGUAACUCCAUUUGCGUCAAUACUCAACACCCUGCUGGAUGACUGGAAACCGUACAAGCUUAGAAGACUGUAUUUUAUCUGGGUCUGCAGAGACAUCCAGUCCUUCCGGUGGUUUGCAGACUUACUCUGUGUGUUGCAUAACAAGUUUUGGCAAGAGAACAGACCUGACUAUGUCAACAUCCAGCUGUACCUCAGUCAGACAGAUGGGCUACAGAAGAUAAUUGGAGAAAAAUAUCCUGCACUGAAUUCAAGACUUUUUAUUGGACGUCCUCGGUGGAAACUUCUGUUUGAUGAAAUAGCAAAAUGUAACAGAGGGAAAACAGUUGGCGUUUUUUGCUGUGGACCAAAUUCAAUUUCUAAGACGCUUCAUAAGCUAAGUAACCAAAACAAUUCAUAUGGGACAAGAUUUGAAUACAAUAAAGAAUCUUUCAGCUGAAAACCUUUGAGAUGAAGCAGGACUCUAAGGAAGGAAUGAGUGCAAUUUUUAAGCCUUUUUGAAAUGCAGCUGAAUCAAACAGCUGUGUCAUGCCAAAGAAUAGCAAGGCUUUCUUAUUUAUGAUUAUUUAAAAUGGAAAUGCAGAGAAUGUGGCAAGAUGACACAUCACAUUUUGUGUUUGAUCUGGAAACCAAAGAGGCCCUGAAGAAUAGUUGAUGUGAUUAUUCACUUUUCACUGCUCAAAUUAAAAGAAAACUAUUAGAUGCACACUGUUGAUUUUUACGGCAGAUUCAAGAACCCCUAGAGAGGAGCUGCACUUGCUCACUGUGAGGCUGAUAGCCUUGGUCCUCUUUAAAUUGUUUUUGGUUGAACAAAUGCAAGAUUGAACAAAAUUAAAAAUUCAUUGAAACGCAGAUUACAUUUUCUACGUGAGUAUAAACAGAGAAACUUUGAUUUAGAAAAGCUCCAGGCAAAUAUAUUAGAUGUUUGAAAAUACAGCACAGGACUCUGUAUUGAUACGGGUACUUUGUGUCAAUAUCUCAUCUUGCUCACUACUGAUGCUAAUACCCCUCUACUGGGUAUCUAUCGCUUUUAUGCACCAUGAACCUUGUGCAGAUGUUGAUACAUCUAUUUUUUAUAUAUUUCUUUCUUCUUUAUUCCUGUGUCGUGGGAAAUCUGCCCUCCCUUGGCAUGUGUUAGACACAGUGAUUCAAUCAGUCCUCAUCCCGAAUGUAUUUAAUCAAUUACUCUUGCUUUGUAAUGAGGAAAAUAUCAUUAUCCUAAAUUAUAAAGGGACAUAUAGACUAGUUGCUUUUUUCCUUUUUCAGCAUUUUGGCCUCUAUUAUUUUUAUUUACAAUUUUUUUCCCCAGUGCAGUUUAGCUUAGUGGUUGGCCUCUUAAGGUGCUUUUAGUUUGCACUUGGAAGACCCAACGGUGUUGUGUCUGUCAGUGGUCACUGACAUAUAAGUUCUCUCGCUUUUUGUCACACAUGGGGUUAUGCUGGAGGCAUUGAAAACGGAGUCACAUCUCUCUAGAGGAAACCUGUAUUUUACUUUUUACACAAGAGGAAAUACUUUAUUGGUCAUUGAAAUUUAUUUAAGUGUAGAAUCAAGAUUAUUAUUGUUGCACUGUCUUGUUAUUCUGGAUAAAGAAUUGCUGAGUUUCAGGUCCCUGUUGGGACUGUGUGAUCCUAUUGGUUUUCACUCCGGGCCAUUAUAUUCUCAGCUCAGAGGAAAAAUCCACUUCACUACCUUUUAAGAAUUAAGGCAUUUUCUUUUUACAAUGUAGUGAUUUUCUUUUGUGGACAUCUAUCAACUAUCCAAUAUAGCACAUUGCUGGGAUCAGCAGCAUAGCUUGUCUUGCCUUUGUUAAAAUUGUGCAUGAUAUAACAUAACAUGAUAGAUGCACCUGUCAUUUUUUGCUCUGAUUCACCAAUAGCAAUGGAGCAUGUUAAACCAUCUAACAUUAAACGCCCAUAAACAUAUUACUUACAGCUAUUUCUUCCUUGCCCUGGAACUCUUUCUUCUUCUGUGGAAGGAAAGUGAGUCAGAAAAAGAUACGGGAAAUGUGCAAUGUUCCUGCAGAUUUAGCUCUGAAAGCAUAUUUAAUAACCAGUACAUCUUGGCAACCCUUUCUAAAAUAAAAAAAUUUUUAUAAAAAACACAUAACAGAAAGAACUUAAAAAGGAACGAGUUAGUACAGGCUCGACAUGCAAUUUACUGACUCUUUACUAAUUAUAAUUUAUUAUGUGAUUAUACUAAUACACCUAAUUUCAGUAAAACUGGUGGAAGAUUUUUCCAGAAGAUUGAUCUUUCCAAGUAGCUUGGCUAUGCUAGAUGAGCCUCUUUGCUUAUUUUAAAUUCCAACUGAUGUUCAAACAUUCAGUGUUAACAUAGGCAAUUCUUGCUUCAGUAGGUAGGCAUGAAACGCAGACUUCAUCAUACGUGUGUAAGAGAGCUUUUUGUUUCGUUUGGAGGGAUUCUUUCUCCGGGCUAAUUCUUGUCAGUCAGACAGUAAUUGUAAUGGCAAUAAAUGUUAAAAUUGAAAUGGUAGCCUUGAAAUCGCUAUAAACUUACUUUACAUUUGCAACAAAUAAAGCAGGCAGAGUUUCUUCAUAAGAUGACCCAAGUUUAAGAAACUUAUGUAACCUAUUCAAGUGUGCACCAGCAUGAGCAGACGUGGGAUUGGGGUUCUGGACUGUCAGUGUUGCUGGCUAGUGGCGUGACUAUGGCAAAUUGCUUCUCUCUCUGGGAUUAAGAUUUCUCAUUUGGACUAGAUCAGUAGUUAUUAGUUCUUUUUAAAUAAUGUAUCUUUGUGAGAACCUGACCAAAAAUUAAUAUUAUGACACAUCUAUAAAAUAUUACACACAGUUUUGGGGAACCCACAAUCUCCAAAAGCAAAGACCCUUUUUUAAGAGCCUCUGAACAAAAUCAACAUCGCGAUAGAUUUUUUAAACCUGUGAUUUUUCUCUGAUUUUUUGGAAGAAACUCACUUUUAAUAGUAGGUUUAUACUAAAAAAUGAACUAUGUGGACAAAGGAAAGGAAAUUCUGUUUAUAUGUUCCCAAACAGAGAACCCAAUAGACUCUUCCAUUCAGUUUUUUGUUCAUUGGUUUGUUUUUUGGCCGCCCCAGCAGCCUAUGGAACAGUACAGCAGGUAAUGGAUUUAAACUAUAAGGCAUUGUCAGAGAGGCUUGCUGGAAGCAAAUAGGCCAGGGUUGUCUUCAAUAAAUAAUGUUGGUACUAAAGAAUGUUCAUUAUAUUUAAGAGAAAAAACUUUAAGAAAAAAGUUUUUUUUUUUUUCUUUCCCCAAUAAGGAUGGUUAACUCAGCUGAACAGUGAUUUUUUCUAAACAAACAUGACACCCAUUUGAAACUUCUGCUCAUGAUCAAUAAAUCCCUUUCCCUGUUCCUAUCCAGUUACAGAAACAUAAAAUGCUGAAGUUUGGAGUCCUCUUAUUUUACAGUUGAGGAAUCUGAGGCCCAAAGGGAGAUAGAAACUUCAAGUCAUCCACUGAGGUUGUCACGAUGUGGAAACUGGAGUCCAGCUUUUCUGAUCUCUGCUAUGAAAGUCACUUCCCCCCUCUCCCCGUGACAUAUACAUCUAAUAAGUCACAUCUCUUAGUCUGAAAUUCCCUUAUAAACUUUCUUUAGUGCUAGGUGGAAAAUAACACGGGAAUGUUAAUUCCAGAUUCAGAUACAGAAAACCACAGUCUUGGAGUCCCUGUCUUGGAUACUAGUGGGGAAAUGCACCCCACUAGUAUCCAUGAGAAUGUGGGUUUUGAUCCCUGGCUCCACUCAGUGGGUUGAAGAUCCGGUAUUGCCCCAGCUUCCACAUAGUUCACAGGCAAGGCUUGGAUCUGGCAUUGCUAUAGCUGUGAUGUAGGCUGGCAUCUACAGCUCCGAUUCGACCCCUAGCCUGGGAACUUCCGUAUGCUGCACUUGAGGCCCUAAAAAGGGAAAAAAGAAAAAAAAUCAUCAUCUUUUUUCCUGUAUAUUUUCUGAUUCUAAAUUUGUUAGUCCGUUUUGCUUAUGAGAACCUAUCUCCAGAUAGCAGUUUUAAAAUCUGACAAUUGUGGUAGAGAGAUUAUGUCUUCUAGGAAGUUUUUAAGGAAAUAUACAUAAUACUAGAGUUUCUGGGAAAUGUUAAUGUUGUAAUUUUAAAUUUAAAUUCAUAGAAAUCCUAACCUCACCGGCUUUCUAACCACCCAGGGAAAUGUUGAUAUUAAAACAAACGACCCUUCUUCUCUACUGCGUGCCCCUAACAUGCUUCUUGUUCCGGAGAAGAGAGUCAGCUUUUUUGUAAACUCAUGAGACAGGAAAUAAAUGAAAUCAAGCAUAAUGAGACCAGCAUUUACUUCAACUCCCACAGAACCAUGAGACCACGCCGUUUCCUUCUGUCUAAAUCUCCCCUCCAUUACCUCAACGUCUUUAUUUCAUUCUGUAGUAUUCUCAAAGGACAGAGUUGCAAAAGCUGGCUAGAGGAGGUUUUCCAAAGAAAGAAGCAGAUUUCCACUACUGACAAAGAAGGGUCCAUUAAGGCAGAAGAGAAAAAAGACCAUGCGAAUCACUUGAGGUCAGCAAGAGAGUUAAGCAAUGUUGUUUUGGAACAGACAUCAGUAAUUUUUUUUGACGCGAGUAUACAGAAUUUUAUUUUCUCCCAUACAAACGUUUGAUGUUCAUAGAUUCUAAAAAAUAGAUUUUUUAAUUUUAUUAUAACACUGUAGCACUGUCCCUGGUCAUCUAAACGCAGUGUUAAAGCUACAGUGUAAGAACUGGUAAGGGCAAGACAUGCUUCAUGGGAGCAAAACCAGGAAGGAAAAAAGGGGAGUCAAAGAAAGAAACAUUACUGAACAGAUCAGGACACGUCAAGGCAUUUUUUUUAUAGCGGAGAUGAAAAUCCGCGGCAAUACUAGCUAGUCCUCUGCGUGGGGCAAAUGUGAAGAAUGUAGUGUUUGUUUUUAGGAAUCCUUUCACACUUUCACUGCUGCUAGAAUUUUAGCAGAAGCUUUACUUUUGAUCAGAAUUCUAUCUGGCUUCUAUAAGAAUUAGAGCUUUGAUGAGCUGCUGCUUGACCUAGAGACAAUCCCAACAUUUAGAUGAGAACCAGAACCACGGAAAUGUUCCAGUAUAUGUGGCCAUAAAGAGGGGGAGGCCGCCAUGCAUUGCUUCAACCGCAGAUGCUGAAUGUUGACGUUCCCUCAUUGCAAGGUCAUAUUUCUCAGCUCUUUUGUCCUUCCUCCCAGGGAAGGAAACCUUCCUAACUACACAGAUACUGAGGGAGAGAAUCUCUCUGGUGUAUCAUAACAGCUUCUCUGUUCACCUGUAUCAGCGCAUGCAUCUGAACCUAGUUAUCAUUUUUAGGAUGAUCAUAUAAUUCAUUUUAGUGGUGAGGGAUAUCCACAAGGCCUGCUUUAAAAAAAAAAAAAAGAAAGAAAGAAAGAAAAGAAAAACUGGCAGCCAAUCCAUUGGCUAGGGAGAAAGCAGUUAAAUCUUCUUCCAGAACCUCCGCUCCAGCUGAGCCUUAAGGAAUGUAAAAUACCUCACCACAUACAUGUGGGAACGUGACCCGCGUUGCAUUCCAUGCUCAGCAUUAGAUGUGCUGCACAGUUUAUUCUUCAGACUCCCAGGGACUAUCCAGGUCAGGAGAAUACCAGCUCUGGAUCAGCUGGGCACCUUUAAUCACAUUCUGGAUACCCAGUAGGAGCAAUUACAUCCUUAUUUGAAGAUGUAAUUGAAGGUGGUGAUUAUCUGCUUACCAAAUGAUUUUAGCAGGAAACUGUUUUCUUCUCUUUUCACUAAAAUGUCAUUUAAACUCAGAGUUGGGAAAAGUAGGUGUCACUUUAAAAAGUGAGAAUAAUUGGUGGCACUUCUCUUCUUCCUCGAGUGUGCUGAUUUCAUCAUUUUAUUCAGGCACCUCCAGGGUGUGGGGCGAACAGGAUGCUGGGUUAGAAGUCAGGAGACUUGUAGCCUGAAAAGUAUCAGGCUCUGGUAUAAAAAUAGGAAUAAUAUCUACCUCCGCUAAACCUACAGGGAUGCAGUGGGUAAGAACGUGGGGGAGAGGAGGAAAGGAUGGUGAAGAAAAAUAUAUCUCUUGGGCAAAUCUUUCUUAAUAGACUUUUGAUGGCACAGUCAAAAUAAAACACUAAGAAAGUAUAAACACAGGCUCUUGUGAGUUACAGUCCCUUGUAACUGAAAGAAUCAGUAUUUGUAUUUUCUGGGCAAGUAAAAAAGUACCCUCAAGCAACUCAGCACCCAAUCUCUCUUUGUUCUUCUGAGAUUCCUGUAAGUAAAGUUACCUGUUUGUCCAGUAUCAGUGCCUUCAGAGUUCCUCUGAACUAUUUUUUUGGUCAGCCCCAAUGUGGCGAGAGAUGGCUAUAUUGAUCUAUGCCAUCUGAGCUAGGAAUUGCUAGAGGGCGAUAGAAGUUACCUACUUAGUUAUGAUGUGAUGGAAAAAAAAACAAAACAAAACAGCAGAUGUUCUUGAGACAUCCUACUGAAUUAAAACCAAGGCCUUUAUCUUUGAACUAGAAGUAAUUCUAAAAUAGAAAAAAAGCACUGCAUUUUAUUUCCUAGAUGGAAAUAAAAUAAAUUUAUCUUUUUCUUAUUCUUAACAAAGAUGCUUCAUAUUAUAUAUUUUCCUCAAAGCCUACCUUAUUUUGUAGAUAUUUAUAUUUCAAUUAUGUAUGUGUAAGGGUGAGAGAUUAUGUUUAUGAAGGACGGAAGGAAAAAUUGCCUAUAUGAAAUGACAUUCUGCAGUUGUGUAUAAUGAUACUUUCCAACUUUCACAGGAAGCAUUCAGUGGCGGCAGAUUCACAGCUGGAGGAAACAUAGUCCAAUAAUCACGAUGUGAGACACUCAGUAUUUUAGGGGUGGCAUUAGAUUCUCUUCAGGCUAAGCGCAGGUGUUGGUUUACACAGGAUGGAGAAGAAGCACUAACUCAGAUUCAAUACUUGUGAAGAACUGGAGAAAAAACAUUUAUUUUUAAUGCAAUUGUAUUAUCAUAAAGCUAUAGUAUUUUGUAGAAAACCUUUAUUGUUUUGCUAAAUGACAAAUAUACUUAAAAUUCCUUUCAUUGCCAAUUAAUCAUUCACCUUUGGCAGUAAUAAUCAAGAAUUUUUUUCCAGGAUUUGGGGAAUGGGUUAAAUUGUUUUCAUCCUAUGAAAAGACCAAAUGAUCACAUCCGUCUUCCUUGUGAAGAUAUUAAACAAGUAAUAUUUAAGACAUGUUCCUUUGAAAGAUUUUGAACCUGAUGCAAUGCCAGGCUGCUCAACACUCUGAUAACUUUUAGUUCAGCGGGAUAUAUAAUUAGGAAUUACGGAAUUCUGAUCACUAAAGUUACUAUGCUGGGUUUGGGAUUUGGAUGUGAUUUUUGGUUUCAUUGUGCUUUGGUAUGAUUAUUCUCAAACCUCCUAACUGUGCUCAUUAACACAUUGAAAUAUUUAUACAGUUUUUCACAUGGAAAACUAUUCAUCAUUUUCUUCACAAAAUUUAAUAAAAUGUAACAUGUUCAUUAUAAA